Capsaspora owczarzaki ATCC 30864 is the source of this 638-nucleotide messenger RNA. Its product is annotated as BET3 family protein. Gene Ontology annotation, cellular component: cytosol; cis-Golgi network membrane; TRAPP complex. Bases 16 to 555 code for a protein of 179 amino acids. Gene Ontology annotation, biological process: endoplasmic reticulum to Golgi vesicle-mediated transport; intra-Golgi vesicle-mediated transport. Lineage: Eukaryota; Filasterea; Ministeriida; Capsasporidae. The record is from RefSeq and is a predicted model, not a curated record. The transcript has 4 exons.
UCUUAACACUUUGCAAUGUCAAGGCAGCUUCGUGUUCCGGACGUCAAGCGCAUCAACUCUGAGCUCUUCACGCUGACGUACGGCUCGCUCGUCGCGCAGCUCAUCAAGGACUUUGAGGACGACGAGGAGGUCAACAAGCAGCUCGAGAAGAUGGGCUACAAUAUUGGCAUCCGUCUCAUUGAAGAGUUCCUCGCGCGAACGAAUACGGGCAAGUGCCAGGACCUCAAAGAGACGGCCGAAGUCAUUUCCAAGGUCGGAUUUAAAAUGUUCCUGGGCAUCACACCGACAGUCACUGGCUGGGAUGCAGAGGGCCGAGAAUUCUCGCUCAUGUUUGACGAAAACCCCCUGACCGAGUUUGUCGAGUUGCCCGAGUCACACAAGCAGUUGCGGUACUCGAAUAUCCUAUGCGGCGUCCUACGAGGCGCCUUGCAGAUGAUCCACAUGAAGGUUGAGACUGAAUUCGUGCGAGACACAUUGCGAGGAGACGACGCCACGGAAAUGCGCAUUCGCCUGCUCGAAAUUUUGCAAGACCAAGCGCCACCCGGUGAAGAUUAACCGCAGACGAGCGCAAAGCCUAUGCUCGUGCUUGCUUUUUGUACAUGUCAAAAAUCAAAAAUAUUGUGUGAACUUUUUCCCGA